Messenger RNA from Colletotrichum orchidophilum, 561 nucleotides. RefSeq names its product protein phosphatase inhibitor. The transcript has 2 exons. The coding region runs from base 1 to 561 and encodes 186 amino acids. NCBI's taxonomy places the organism in Eukaryota, Fungi, Ascomycota, Sordariomycetes, Glomerellales, Glomerellaceae. Gene Ontology annotation, cellular component: nucleus. Gene Ontology annotation, molecular function: protein serine/threonine phosphatase inhibitor activity; protein phosphatase 1 binding. The record is from RefSeq and is a predicted model, not a curated record.
AUGGCGGCAGUACAAGACCGUUCGCAGCAGCGCUCGGCGUCAGGCCCUUCCCAGACCCAGACAGAGACGCAGAGCAGGACGGGAACGAAGGCGAUUCUGCGGCUGAGGGGCGCUCAUGUGCCUUCUAGACAGUCGGUGCGCUGGGCGGAAGACGUGGUGGACAACGAGGGCCUGGGACGUAAAAGCUCAAAAGUUUGCUGCAUCUAUCACCGCCCAAAAGCCGUCGACGAAUCCAGCGACGAGUCCUCCUCAGACUCCUCUGAUGCCUCGUCCGACUCGGAGGCAGACGACCGCGGCGGGAGGAGGAGGAUACCCUCGGGAGACCACAAGGGCAAAGGCAAGGGCAAGAAGAGCGGCAAGCAGGGGGACCAUGACUGCGACGACCACGAUGGUCACAAUCACGAUCACGAUCGCAACGGCCACGGACAUGGUAGGAGAGGCGGUCGCGAGGGGAACGAGAAGAGGAGACCUAGCCCGAAUGCAUACGAAAGGGUGCCGAAGCCGCCUAAGCCCAAGGAUGAGGGGGGCGAGGGGAGCAGCGGUUCUCCGGCCAAGGCUUGA